CUUUUUAUAUGUGCAUCCGGUUCCAUUCAUAGUGGAGGGAAUUCCCAGGUUUGAUUAAAAACUGCGAAAAUUGAAAUAAUUAUCUUCAGCUAGCUUUUGUUGUGUUCAUCGUUCAAAAUAACUUUGAAGAAAGUGUAAUUAUAAUACUUAAGACUGAGGAAGUGUCAAAGAAUAAUACCUCAGCAAGUAUGUUCGGAGGAAAUUCGGGGGGAAGUGGAUUUACAUUUGGAACCCAAACACCAUCAACGCAAGGAGCUCCUGCUAGUUCCAGUACCUCUACACCGCUAGGAGGCGGGUUUUCAUUUGGACAAAAGCCGGCUGCUCCUGGAACAUCAGCACCUGCUUUCUCUUUGGGGGGACAGUCCCAGUCCUCUACCCCUGCCCAAGGGGGGUUUUCCUUUGGAUCAUCUGCCACUCCAGCAUCGGCCACGCCCGGUGGGUUUUCUUUUGGACAAAACCCUGGAAGUGUCCCCAAGGCCACACCCUCUACCCAGCCAAAUGCCCCCGCUUCCACUGGCACACAGUUGGGGGGACUGGCAGGAUUUGCCAUGGGUAAAAUGCCAACAGCCUCCAUAGGUACCCCAGCAGCAGCACCUGUAGGAGCCUCAGCUGCCCCGACAGGAACUACAGGUCUGACUUUAGGGGCCACUCCUGCCACAGCAGGGACAGGUUUCAGCUUAACUGGACAGCCUGCAGCUGCUACUAAGCCAGUGGGAAUUUCCCUGGGUACCACCCAGGCCACCCCUACAGCGGGCCCCACUCUGGGGACUCUGGGAACUGCUGCCUCCACAACAAUCACAGGAAAUCCCCUGGGGACAGCCUCCAGUGGUGGUGGGAUUACCUUUGGCACACAGAAAACAACAGCGGUGCCGACCCUGGGCUCACUGAUUGGUGGUGCUACUACAGCUGCUAGCACAACACAGAGCACCCUUGGCUUUCCAACAGCAGUUGCUGCUACAAGUUCGGCGGCAGUUAGCUCUGCAGCGGGAGUAACGGUGGCAGCAGCAAGUGCAGGCUCCAAGAUGUCGUACCAACAGCUUGAGGAGAACAUCAACAAGUGGAUGUCGGAGCUGGAGAAACAGGAACAGGACUUUCUGGAGCUUGCUACUCAGGUCAACGCCUGGGAUCGCCUCCUUGUGGAGAACGGAGAAAAGAUCACAACACUAAACAGUGACAUGGAGCGUGUUAAGGUAGACCAGCAGAAGCUUGACCAUGAGUUGGACUUCAUUCACUCCCAGCAGAGAGAGCUGGAGGAACUCCUGGCCCCGCUGGAGAAAGCCGUGGAGCAGCAGCCAAACAUCAACAUUCAGCAGCAUUCCGCUCUGGAGAGGGAAAACACAUAUCAGUUAGCCGAGAAUAUUGAUGCUCAGCUGAAGAGAAUGUUGUCAGAUUUGAAGGAAAUUAUCGACCACUUGAAUUCAUCAAAUACAAACCAAGACCAAACAGACCCAAUUCAGCAAAUUACAAAGAUUCUCAACUCUCACAUGGAUUCCCUGCAAUGGAUUGAUCAGAAUUCAACUCUUCUUGGAAGGAAAGUUGAUGAAAUUUCAAAACAGAUGGAGGUUCAAAAGAGAGAACAGGAAAGGAAUUUCAGACUUGUGUACAACUGAUAGUAGUUACCUACCAGUAUUCACAUAUUCACAUAACUGAUCUGUAAUUCAUGGAUUAAAACAGACUGAGCAUCACAGAUUUUGAAAAUGUGCGGACAUGAGACUUCUAUAAGAGAUCUAAUAUGAUUGUUGUACUUCUUCUCAUUUAAAAAGACCUUGUUGGUUUCAAGGAGAAAUUGAACUGUUGUUUGUGAAUUGCAACAUUUAUUAUUGUCCUUCUCGUAUGUACAGGUUGUCCCCAAAGACUAAACAACAAUAAAGGUUCCAGAUUACAGUUAA
Molecule: messenger RNA, 1889 nt
Organism: Magallana angulata
Lineage: Eukaryota; Metazoa; Mollusca; Bivalvia; Ostreida; Ostreidae
Product: nuclear pore glycoprotein p62-like
Exons: 9
Coding region: 189-1610 (473 amino acids)
Biological process (GO): RNA export from nucleus; protein import into nucleus
Cellular component (GO): nuclear pore; nuclear pore central transport channel
Molecular function (GO): phospholipid binding; structural constituent of nuclear pore
Source: RefSeq, a predicted model, not a curated record